Dendrobium catenatum is the source of this 1404-nucleotide messenger RNA. RefSeq lists its product as uncharacterized. The record is from RefSeq and is a predicted model, not a curated record. Bases 1 to 1404 code for a protein of 467 amino acids. The transcript is spliced from 2 exons. NCBI's taxonomy places the organism in Eukaryota, Viridiplantae, Streptophyta, Magnoliopsida, Asparagales, Orchidaceae.
AUGGGGCCGAGGUUUAGUUGGUGUAACUUCAUGAUCAAUACCAUUGCUUUGGAUUACAUUCAUAUUUCUUUAGUGAAACACUUGUUGCGUGUGGCUUUGGAUCACUGUCCGAUACUUUUGGAAGUUUUUAAACCUUUGGAGCAUAUCAAAAAUAUAAUCAGAUAUGAAGAAGUUUGGGCUUCUUAUUAUGGCGCUUCUGCUUUAGUGAAGAGUGUUUUGAGGAGAAAUUGUAAAGGGGAUCCGGCUUCAGUUCUUAAUGUGAAAUUCAAGAGGACUUUAAAAGCUCUGUUUUAUUGGAGCAAGGAAAAAUAUAAAGAUUUGAAUGUAAUUAGAGAUAAACUUAAGGAUGAGAUUUUGGAAAUCCAGUUGGAAGAAUCUGAAGGAGAGAUCUCUGUUGAGAGGCUGCAUAUUCUAAGAUUUAAAAUCAACGAACUUAAUAUUACUUUGGCUAGGAUCAAUACUUGGUGGAGGCAAAGAGCCAAAGCUAGAUGGAUGGAUGAAGGGAAUUAUAACACCUCUUUUUUUCAUGCGGUCGCAAAUGCAAGGAGGAGUUCGAACUGGAUUAACCAUAUCAAAACAGGUAGUGGUAUUUUUUCGGAGGAAGAAGCUGUGAUUUCUGAUACUUUUUCUGAUUUUUUCAGACAUAAGUGGAAAUUCAGAGACUGCAUUUUAGAUGGUUGGCCGAGACCUUCUAAUGUAAUUAGUUUGGAAGACCAGAGAAUGAUGGAUGCUGACUUCUUACAGAAAGAACUGCAGGUGGUGGUUGAGAGCUCUAAGAGGAGUAUUUAUCUUGGUAUUGAUGGGAUUUCUUUCUCCUUCAUAAAGGAUUUUUGGCAAAUAAUCAAAGGUGAUAUUUGGCUUGCGGUGGAACAGUUCCUGAAUUCGGGUGUUAUGAAUGAAUCUUGGAAGGAAACAUUGAUUGUUUUGAUCCCCAAGAUUAAGAGUCCACAAGAACCGGUUCAUUAUAGACCCAUUAGCCUUUGUUUAACUAUUUACAAGCUUAUUGCUAAGAUGCUCCUUAACAGAAUAGAGAGAAUCAUUCACAAGAUCAUAUCAACAUAUAAGGCAGCUUUUGUGAGGGCGCGUUCUUUAUCUGAUCAUGUGUUAUUGGAUCAGGAGGUGUUUAAUAAAUUCAGAUGGUCCAAGGCUAGAAGUGGUAUGUUUGCUAUCAAUCUGGAUAUGGAACAAGCUUACGAUAGUAUGGGGUGGCAAACAUUAAGGUUUCUGCACGGAGUGACAUACAUUGCGUUGCUUCGAAGUGGAAAGGCAUACCUCGGAGCAAUGAAGGAGCAUCUCAUCCAUGUCGCCGCUUCAAUCAGGCCAACUCCAUAUGCCGCGUUGAAGCAGAUAUGGGUGAAUCGGAAGAAUCGUAUGGAUCGUCAGGCCCUUGCAUGCGCAACAUAG